CAGUCACCCGAUGAAGCUAUUGGCUGGAAGGCUUCAGGUCCCUGCGCACUGGAGGGGGAGCACUCUCAUAAACAGCCCUCACACUGACUCAACUCCACACAACAUAUCAAACUGUGAGGGGCCAUGUCGCAGUACACUCUGGGAGUUCACCUGCAGAUCCUGCUGGCUGUGGGUCUGGCCGUGUUCUGCUACUGUCUGGUUCUCGGUUGCGUCCUUUGCUGUCGCAGGAGGAAGAGUGUUUCAUCGGAAGACAAGGAGGCAGUUUACCUGUCUCCUCAUCCUGCUGAGAGGGUGACUGUAACAUUAACUCCAUCUCCGUGUACGCAGCCUGUUAAGCAGCAGUAUGAGGAGCUGGAUGGAGACGUGUUGGAGUUUCCUUCCUCUAAGAGCAGCUCUUCUCCCUCUGAGGAUGACGUCACUGCUCUGCCCUUUGACCCCAGCCCCACCAGAUCAACUGAGCUGGUGCCGUCUCGUGGAUCCUCUUACCCAAUGCGGCGCCUCAGCUCCCCGGCUGUUCCCUGCUUACCCAGAAAACCUCAGAGUCAUGGCAGAGCCUCUCUGCCCUCCCUCACUAAGCUGAGUCUGGUGUCCAAAUCUUGUCGAGCGAAGGGUCGGCGAAGCACAGUGAGCAGUGAAAGUUUUCUUUACAGCGAGAGCACUCGACUGACUGCUGGUGCUGCCGCAGCCCCCACCCUGCAGGCACAGCCCUGUCUAUCACAGUACGGCUCUAACUCUCUCUCCAUCCCCACAAAGCCGGCUCCCCUCCUGCACUUCUCCCUGCUCUUCUCCUCCGCCUGCGGCACCCUGGUCGUCAACAUCCUGGGGCUUUCAGGGGCCAGUCGAAGACGUAGUGGGGUGUUUGUUCGAACCAGCCUUCCCCCCCUCUGCCCCUCCCCUCAGCAGACUGCCUCUCGGCGCCGCAGCCUCAGCCCAGACCUUCACAGUCAGAGCUUUGUGCUGCAGGUGGGCUCUGUAGAGGAGCUGCGCACCUGCACCCUGAGACUGGCCGUCUACAGCAGGGACUUCUCAGGCCUAAGAGAGGCUGCACUGGGGGUGGUGGAGCUGCCCUGUGAGCAGAUGGACUGGGAGCCUGAUGUCACCACCACUCACACCAAGCAGCUCAGCCCGACUAAAAGCAAGUUGAAAAAGAGUGUGAGUUCUCUAGAAGCGUUGGGCCACAGGAAGAGCUCGGUGUGUGUGCCGCGGGCUUUGGGCCAACUGUUCAUCCUGCUGCAGUACCAGACGCUGGCCCAGCGCAUCAAGGUGAUGGUCCGAAAGGCUGAGAAUCUGGCCAAGCUCACACGGAUCCCAGGAGCUCCAGACCACUACGUUGUCAUCAACCUGCGUCAGGAUGGCAAAGUCGUUGCUACCAAGGAGACUAAAGGAGUCAGUGGUCCAAACCCUGUGUGGAACGCUCCGUUUCUGUUUGAUCUGCCCCCUGGUGACAUCACUCAGUUGCCAUUGAUCCUUGAAUUCAUUAUCAUGCAGGGCCGUCUCUACACUAAGAGCAGCAUUUUGGGUUGUGUGCUGAUUGGCAGUGAUGCUUCAGAGGCGGGACAGGGACACUGGAAGGAGAUGUGCAGUCGGGGGCAAAUAGAAACGGCUCGCUGGCACGCCAUCCAAUCAGAUAUGCUGUAGGGCUGAUGAACUGACUCUUUCUCUGCUGCCUAGCGAGUUUCCCAGGGCUGCAGUUAUUUGUACACAGGAAUCAGACUGUAUAUAAAGAUGGACGACAUGGCAGCUCGCCUAAAGUGAAGCCAAAGCGUCUCUAUCGUCACCUGGUGGUUGACUGCAGUAUAGGUCAUAAAUUCUGCAUCCUCUAUAUUAAAUGAUGGGACAUGGAUUAAACUAAAAGGUCAAAAUUAUUAUUAAAUAACAUUUUCUGAAAGAUGAUUUCUAUCACCUGAGUUCUUAUUUACUUAUAUGUUGAAAUGUUUGUCUUUUAUCAGUAAAUUCGGAUUUAAUUUGUUCUUUAAUUUGAUGCUAUAAAAAUGGGCUGAAACGUCAUGAAUUACAAUUGACACAGAUUUGUGAUUGGUCAAGUUUGGUUUCAAUGGGACCUCGCUACCGUGGCUCCACCCCACGAUCGUAGUGUUCCUAUCAGGGAUACUUUGGAUUCAUUUCUGGAUUGUAUGUGGAAGUGGAGACAUGUCGUCCAUCUUUACUUGCAGUCUAUUGUAGGAAUAAUAUGACUAGGAUGUAAAUGGCUCCCCUGUUUUCAAAGUAUUUAUUUGAGUCUGUUUAUUUUUAGCUAUGGUGUGGGUUUUUUGGUAGCUACCAUAUUCUAACUUUGUUUUUAAUGUUAUUUAUAAACAUAUGAAUUACUGUAACUAGUGAUGCUGUUUUCAGGAGAAACAAUAUCCAGAUGGUCCGUGUGCAUCUAUAGGGCUGUAGAGGAAGAAGCACUGACCAUUAGAAGGUGCGAGGAGGGAUCAGCAGCAGUUUUCUCCAUAUCAACAGUAUUCUGCAUCCCUGCAUUGCCUUUGUGAUCAUUUCCACUGUGACUUCUUAAAACUGUAGUCUAUGAAGUAUACUAUUCUGGAUGUACUGGAUGCAGUCUGUGCUUAUGUUGUAGUCAUGUUUAUAUUAUGUCCAGAGGCAAAAAUAAUGUUAGCGUGCAAUAGAAGUUGUUGGAUUUUCUGACAUUUGUUGAGUUACGGUGCACUUAUGUUGCCACUCUGCCUGUGGUUUGAUGUGGUGUAUUACUGUGCCAGUAUUUGUCCACCUCUCCUUACUAGUAUCCCGAUUCACAUUCCAUGCAGAAUCAAUGUUUUAUUUUCUGCCAACACACAAGGGCAAACAUGUGUCCUCUCUUCAGGCACUGACAUCAAUGAUAAACAUGGCGUCUGCCGAAACAACUUUUUCUGAUGCCUUUUGUCUGCAGUUGACCUGCUGAUGCAAACUGAUGAUGAUGAGAACUAAAAUAUGUGAGGUCAUCUAAGACAGCUUUUCAUCUAAUUAAUAUAAAGCAGUCCAAAGUAACUAGUUAAUCCUCACAUUCAGUCAAUUGAUGCCAGACCAACACACGUAGACACAUUUGUAGA
Paralichthys olivaceus (Japanese flounder) is the source of this 3044-nucleotide messenger RNA. Its product is annotated as synaptotagmin-4. The record is from RefSeq and is a predicted model, not a curated record. NCBI's taxonomy places the organism in Eukaryota, Metazoa, Chordata, Actinopteri, Pleuronectiformes, Paralichthyidae. Gene Ontology annotation, biological process: calcium ion-regulated exocytosis of neurotransmitter; regulation of calcium ion-dependent exocytosis; cellular response to calcium ion. Gene Ontology annotation, molecular function: calcium-dependent phospholipid binding; calcium ion binding; phosphatidylserine binding. Gene Ontology annotation, cellular component: axon; synapse; plasma membrane.